AUGUGGUUCUUCUCAAGCGCGGAAGGGCAGUCCGAGGGUCCUACAGGAGAGCCCCAACCAGACCAAUCUUCCGUCCAGCCAGACCCCCCGCAGCAGCACCCUGACACAGGCAACGAUGCCUCUCCAGAAGAACCAGGUGCGAGCUCAACCUCCUCCCCCUGGAGUCUCUGGGGGCAGCUGACGGCAGCUGCACAGGCACCAGGAGAGGUGGAGGAGACUGGAAGCCUUAGCUCCGCAACCAGUUCUGACAAUGAAAGCGGCGCACAGCCCGUACAUCUGUCUUCUAUUGAAUCCCCAGCAAGCAACGGUAACCACACACAGGGGGAGGGUCCCACGGAAAACGAGCAGGAACCUCAACAAGCAUCAGGAUGGAGCAUUUGGGGGCACCUUGUAGGAUCGCCCAGCACCGGAGAAUCUGGUCCUGCUGCUGAUGAUGCGAACGUUGUAUCUGGAACAGACGAGCCCGAUAGUUCAGAUGAAGAGGAGCCUGCAGUCGAGAAUGAGCAGCAGGAAGAACCAUUAGCCUCAACCGAAAAAGCUGCUGAGUCACCUGCUGCUGCAGUUCCCGGCGUUUUCAGCUGGAGUCUGGUUGGCAACCCUGCCUCCUGGAUUCAGCCCCAGUUAGUAGAGCAGAAUGCUGAUCUUCCAACUGCGCAGGAGGUGCAGGAGGAAGAAAACAGUGAGAUGGAAAAGAGCGCACCUUCGGGUUCAGCUGCCCUCCCAAAGAAACCAUCAUCGCCACACAGAGGCGAAGAAGAUGAUGCACCCCGAGGAGAGGAUAAAGCGUACUCUUCACCCCUGAACAAUCCUUCCAGCAGCAGCAACAGCUCUAACAACAGCAGCAGUUCGGAGAGUGAGAACGAGUCUUCCAUGCCAGCACGUUCUCAACAGGCAUCAGGUGACCGAGAUAGGCCGGAGCCCGAUGACCUUCAUCUCCCUCGUGAUACUGCUAAGCAAAAGCACGCAACCGAUAAAGACACUGCAAUAGUUGAAACUAAACCGCAAAUUCAAUUAAAAUGUGCCAGACCAACGAAGGCCAAACCAGCCCCUCCUGCGUCGUUGAAGCUGGGAAAGUCGCCGAAGGAACCUGCAGAUUCAACGGGGACUGCUUCUACCAUCGAGCAGGAGCACCUCACUGCAGCUCACGUGCAACAAGAUAUUAUCGUAGAUCGGAUUUCGGGAGUCGAGCGAGAGCAGUUGCCAGCAGUUCCUCCAACACAGCAGCAGCAAACGACUACAGCAGACACGCAACGAAUCGCUGAAGUACCGAGGCAGCAAGCAACUACAGCAGAGAAGCCGCUGACAGGUGAUUCUUCGAACGCGCAGGACUCACUAAAGGAGGCAUCCACGGCUGAGGUAGUUUUGCCCCAGGUUGACGCUUCUUCUGCCACUGCUGCUGGUUCGCCCUUGGCGAAGCUGCUUGCCCGUCGUCUAACGAAGCAGUCGGGCCCGUUUGUUGAGCGAUCUCUCCCAGACGGCACCACAAUUAUUGUUAGCACUGAAGACGGCGGCUCUUCAAAGCCCAAGGCGAAGCCGCCCAGCGGAAGCGGCCUGCUGUUGCCCCCCCAAACGAAGAGCGAAGGCAUCCCUCACGGGUUGCACCGCCUGUCGACCCCACACCAUGAAGACCUCAGAAUGCACCAGUCUCCGUCCAUCAUGAGGCACUUAGAGAUAAACGAGACUGUCCAGCAAAUGCGCGCACCCAAGCCGAAGCCGCCAAUGGCGGCUUUGUUGGGACAUGCUCAGCGCAGGGCUACCGUUCCAGAUAUUCCAGCAGACAUUGCAGCCCCCGCUAGUAUCGAUACAGAUUUUCAAUCCCCAUGCCAGAACCAAAAGGAAUUCAUACAUGCAGAUACCGACACCCUAACGAAACAAUCAGCAAACAAACGGUCAACUGGACAUGCCAACACGAUACAGGUAACCCUGCCUAAAACAGUGGGAGACACGCCUCAUACCUCUGUCAAUCCACCAGAACCUCUGCCUACACACGAUGUCUCCCUGUCGGCGGGAGGGACAGACGCCCCCCCAAAAGCGCCGAGCGAGGACGAGAAGAAGGCGAAGGCUGUGUGCAAACUACCACUGCCUUCCAAAGCACUUGGCGCCAAGCUGCCUCCACCACUUCCUAAACCCGCUGGACCAAAGCCUCUGCCUUCUGUAGAGGGUAAAGCUGUUGUGGCUGAGGAGGAGGUGGGCGUGUUAGACGACAAGGCGGAGGGUCCUGCGAAGGAUCAGAGCGAGGACGAGAAGAAGGCGAAGGCUGUGUGCAAGCUGCCACUCUCUUCGAAAGAAGUUAGGACGAAGGAAAGCCUUCCUCGCCUUAAAAGAGUUUUGUCCAAGGCUCUUCCUUCUGUAGAGGGUAAGGCGGGUGUGGCUGCAGAGGAUGUGGUCGUGUCAGAAGUCAAGGCAGAUGGCUCUGCUUUGAUGGAGGGCAAGAACGCGAGCACACCUCAGGGUACACCGCCGUCGAUUGCUAACGAGCCGCUGAAGGAGGCUGGCUUGCAGGUGCUUGAGGAGUUGUCGCAUUCCUCUCAUGCGGCUGGAGAGUCGGCAGUCGAGGAAAAUAGGUCUUUUUCUCGCCUUGGAGGCACACUCGAGAAUGUAGAUAUCAUGAAGCUGUCAACGGCUUUGCUGUCAAGAGGCACAAGUGUUAAGGCAGCAGACAAGCCGCUCACCAGAGGUGCUGCUUCUCCCCAGCCGAAAGCCAACCCAAAGUCAUCCAAAGAUGUGCCGAGCUCUAUGGAUGAAGCGGCUGUGAAAACAAUGACAAUACCAAAGCUUAAAUCUACAGAGAUGCCUCUUACAAAAGGUACACCCCUCUUAAAGCCGUCUCCCCCCAAACUGGUUAACUCUAAGACUAAAGUGCAUGCCAAGCCAAGAACUAUGCCGAUGGUGGUCGCAGACAUAGCGAGGCAAGCAACGUCCAGAGAUUGGUCUUUUGCCCCCACCUCAAUUGAUACUGAACUACUGAUCUUCCAAAGGCAGGAUUACAUCUCAACAGGGCACACUUUUUAUAUUAUGGGCCCUAAGGCUGUUGUCGAGUCUAUUCCAAGAGUUGACGAGCUUCCGCAGUCUCGAUGCAUGUCAGCUGCAGAAAUGAGCACAGAUUCUGGGGCGCUUGUUGGCUUCGACGAGAUUAAGGCUCUGUAUGAUUCACCGACGGACCUGAUUCCCUGGGACUGCAGCCUCAAGACUUCAGCGACCGGUAGCUGCAUGCAAUUACGCAAGCUUCCACCCGUACAGUACGCCACGGCUCUCAGCGUGUGGAGCGAGCUGCUACUGCAUCAGAAGAACCAAGUCAUAUCCGUCGUAGGGGGAUGCCAUCAAAGCAGUGAUCGAACUGUGCCCUCUCUUUUGGCCGGCUUUGGCCUUUUGAGUGGAUUCGCCGUAAAGGAACAAAUGGUCUUCAUCCGAAGUGCCAGUCGGAUUUACGAGGUUUUGGCGUUGUGGAGCACCAUCGUGUCUCCUGACAAGGGGGAAUGGAACUUGUGCCAGUGGAGGUGGGUAAUCAGUUUUAACGGCACUGGCCAGGCUAGUGGCAUCUCUCUCAAAGGCUUCCUGAUACGGGAAUAUCCUCAUGCAGAUGAAGGCCUUCUAAAGAUUGUUCUUAUCGCUGUACAGAGCGCUGUAUCUGACGAUUCUACUCCACAAACUCUAGGCCUCCCAGGGUUGUCGCCUGAGCAACUGCGGGACUCAUUACUACAUGGGUGCCUUGAACGUUUUAAAGAACACAAAACGACUUCGACAAAGCUCUCAUCCAUAAGAGAAGAGAUACGAACAACGCUCAGUUGCAACGUUGUGGAGGCAACCAGUAUGCUCCGCAUUUGUUUGGCUUACUGGGUCCUGUCUAAAGGCGCCAAUUUGAUAUCUGAAGACCUUGACUUCGCGGAGCAGCUUCUUGGUGCACAGACAGGGCUACUUCACACGAUCUUCAAGCAGUGUUCAGGGCAGGAGGAGGAUUUGUCUCGACAGCUACGCAGUUCUCUGUAUGAGAGUCUUUUUUACUUUGUGGUACAACUCGCCAACAGAGAAGUGCAGCGUUCCUUUAAACCACUCUUACCCGUGAAGUCGUUUGCUCCUCAGAGCAGACCUCUAGAGAUAAUAAUUGAAGAGUCCCCGUCUUCAAGUUCGGCAGAUGGCCUUCUCUCGUUCGGGGGAUUGGCAAUUCAGGCCGUGCAGGUGUUGCAUAUAGCAGUUGCAUUCCGUGGCAUCCACAACCUUCAGCGCGCCUUGGAUGCAGAUGACGUAAAGUUGCCUCCAUACCUUAACUCCAUGCGACAGAAACCCCACGUUCAGCUGCUAUUGGAGCUUCUCUUUUCAAGACACGGUGGCUUGAUUCCAUUUCUUGCAAGUGGACGGAGGAACCUGGAAGACAUGGCUGCUUGGGUGGAGUGGGUAAGCGCAAAGCCAUGCGCAAAAGAAGUAUUGCACGUCGCCCCGGAUGGUUCAAUACUCAUUGACUGGCUAGGGCACUGGUCUCGUACGGAUUUGAAAGAGCUGACGAGGGCGUCUUCUACCAUUAUUGGACCCCCAUUUCGUUUAUUUGAAAGCCUGUUGCGUUCGGCCUCCGCUACAAGAAUGCUUGGGCGCAUUAGGAACUGCAGCCCUGCAGCGCUCCUUCUCCAAGCAGUUGAAGAUUCCCUAGCGGUCGGCAUGGUUGAGAGACCAGUACUUGUCGUUCGCUCCUCGGACUGUCGACUGGCCAAUUGGACUCAUGAAGAACUCCGAAAUGUUGAGAAUUGGCAGAGCUUUGGCUUUCCAGUGGUGGCACGUUUGGAGGACCUUCCGAAGUAUUGCCCUCGACUAUUUGGGGACGCGGCGUUUGGAGACAGAGAGGCCAUCAUUCGCAUACUAGGACAGUACAUUGAUGUUGAGGACUUCGCAGCGGGGAAUUCAUUCCUCUUUUUCAGGAGCUCAGGGUACAACUCGCUUUAUGCAUUUGAGCUGGCGGCUAAAUCCAUUGUAGGGGAGCGAAACGAAAGACUACAAGCGCUGGAAUGCCAGAAGAAGCGUUUACAGGCAUGGAAAGCCGAAGUUCAGAGCUCUUUUGGGAAGGUGGGAACGCGAGUUCAGGAACUUCCUAAGCCGCCAGCAUCAGCCACCUCGCAUUCCUCGUGUAGUGACCGGUUGCCUAGUGGGGACCUUCUAGUUGAUCAACGCCUUCAAAGCAAAAGCUCUGAAGGCGUGCACCUAAACAGAAGCAGACCUGGAAGUAGCAGAUUUGUUGAGGAGAGCUCUGAGUGCUCUCAAUCAUUAAGCGCAGCUAGUUAUGCUGAUUUUGCAAAAAGCUUAGAUGCAUCUGCUCGUGCCUGGCAGUCGUGUCCUGUGCUCCUUGAAACCGAAGAUGACCUAAGAGAUACACCCCUCCGGCCUAGCCUUUCUCUUGGCUUCUUCCCCUCCUCAUCUAAAUUGUUAGCACUUAAAGGGGUGGAAGGACCUGCAGAGUUACGCCGAAUGUGCCAGUCGAUUGACCUCACCAGCAAAGAGCCGGUACCUCUUAAUGGCGCCGGGUGUACUACCUCUGUGGAGAAAGAAGCUUGUACUGAAACAGAUGCAGGAGUCAAAAUCGACAACUCUUCUAGUUCAGUUGAGCAGGUGCCUCUGUCCGCCGCUGGCGAUAGCACACCAGCGGCACAGCAGGUGAUGGUUGUGCAGCCAAAGAAGCCUUCGUUUCCGAGUAGUCAGAUACAUUCGAACGGUGGUGACUCACGAAAGAACUCAUUGCGGGCAACGGACCAGCAGACUGGGCAUGCAGAGAAGAGCGGAGACAAGGUAUUCCAGGGAGCAAAUAAGAAGAGCGAGGAGUUUCAGAAGGGCUCUUGUGGUAAAGUACAAUCUAAAACCGCACAGCCCGCCAACGAGUCGCCUCCUGUGGAGAAUGGGUAUUUGGUAAGGGAUGGGGCUCUUGUUGAAUCUGAAGGAGGUGAAGUGGACAAGGAUUGUCCGGAUUAUUCACAAAACGGUUCACGUGAGGCCGGAAGUGAGGUAAAUUCAGAAACGUCAAGCAGGCCGUUAGGAAAAGGAGAGAAUACGGGUGCUCACAGUUCUUUUUCCAUGGAAGCAGGGCCUCAGCCUCAAAUGAAUAAGAGCCUAGCUGCUGGGACUGCAGAGAUUGAGGGUGUUACAAGUGAAGCAAAGAGGUCACCAGAUGAUUCUGUGAAAGUGCAGGUUGCGGCCCAGAAAACUCCGCCUCCACCCCUCGUCCUAGCGACAAAACAACCAGAACAAGCUACAUGUGGCCCCUCGUGUACGCCAACUGAAGCGGUGCUGCCUUAUGAGCACUCCGGCGACGGGAAAAAUUCCUUGUCAGCAGGAGGCAUCAGGGCGAUGUGGCGUACAAAUAAAAGGGAUAUAGCGUGGCGAGGGCUAGUGCUCCUUCCAAAAGGGUGCACUGACGGGUUGGGUCAAUCAUAA
This is a messenger RNA of Eimeria maxima, 6411 nucleotides long. RefSeq names its product Proteophosphoglycan ppg4, related, related. The record is from RefSeq and is a predicted model, not a curated record. Bases 1 to 6411 code for a protein of 2136 amino acids. Lineage: Eukaryota; Apicomplexa; Conoidasida; Eucoccidiorida; Eimeriidae. The transcript has 14 exons.